Molecule: messenger RNA, 1084 nt
Organism: Drosophila rhopaloa
Lineage: Eukaryota; Metazoa; Arthropoda; Insecta; Diptera; Drosophilidae
Product: phospholipase A1
Exons: 2
Coding region: 1-1020 (339 amino acids)
Biological process (GO): lipid metabolic process
Molecular function (GO): lipase activity
Source: RefSeq, a predicted model, not a curated record
AUGAAGGUGUUUUUUGUUCUAGCCGCUUUGUUGGCAGCAGUGAGCGCCCUGCCCAUUGAGGAGCGGGUAAACGGCGAGAAUGGCUGGUUUAUUCCCAAGCUCGAUGGAAGCUUCGAGUGGAUGGAAAAGCAAGAUGCCGAGGAGCUGUUGGCCAACGGAGCCCAGAUGGAGGGACGCAUCAGCACCAACGCUGUAAACUUCUACCUUUACACCAGGUCGAAUCCCACCGACGGCAAGGAGAUCAAGGCCAAGGCCAGCUCCGUGGACGCUUCCCACUUCAACAAGGAUCGAGGAACCCGCUUCAUUAUCCACGGCUGGACUGGCCGGUACACCGACGAUAUGAACACCCGCACCACCAAAGCCUGGUUGUCCAAGGGCGACUACAACGUGAUCGUAGUGGACUGGGCCCGUGCCCGUUCCGUGGACUACGCCUCCUCAGUCCUGGCUGUUCCUGGAGCCGGCGGUAAGGUCGGUGAGAUGAUCAAGUAUCUGCACGAGCACCACGGACUCUCCUACGACAGCCUGGAGGUGGUUGGACACAGCCUGGGCGCCCAUGUGGCCGGAUACGCUGGCAAGACCGUUGGAGACCAACAGGUCCACACCAUUGUGGGUCUGGACCCCGCCCUGCCCCUUUUCAGCUACGAUAAGCCCAACAAGCGUCUGUCCACCGAUGAUGCCCACUACGUGGAGUCCAUCCAGACCAACGGAGGCAAGCUGGGAUUCCUGAAGCCCAUUGGCAAGGGAGCCUUCUACCCGAACGGAGGAAAGAAGCAGCCAGGCUGCGGAUUGGAUGCCACCGGAUCCUGCUCCCACGGACGCUCUGUGCUCUACUACGCCGAGGCCGUCACCGAGGACAACUUCGGAACCAUCAAGUGCGGAGAUUACGAGGCAGCCGUUUCCAAAGAGUGUGGAAGCACCUACAGCAGUGUUCGCAUGGGAGCUGUGACCAACGCCUACAUGGUCGAUGGCGACUACUACGUGCCUGUGAACAGUGCCGCUCCUUUCGGCAAGAUCGAAUAGAGUCCUGCAAACAUAUUUGUUAUACAAAUAAAAUACUCAAAUGCAAUGCAUACUCCGAAAUGUA